Molecule: messenger RNA, 4431 nt
Organism: Triplophysa rosa
Lineage: Eukaryota; Metazoa; Chordata; Actinopteri; Cypriniformes; Nemacheilidae
Gene: cdh13
Product: cadherin 13, H-cadherin (heart)
Exons: 14
Coding region: 144-2294 (716 amino acids)
Biological process (GO): calcium-dependent cell-cell adhesion; homophilic cell-cell adhesion; cell-cell junction assembly
Cellular component (GO): catenin complex; plasma membrane; adherens junction
Molecular function (GO): calcium ion binding; cadherin binding
Source: RefSeq, a predicted model, not a curated record
GCUCUGCUCACGAGGCUGCAGUUCUAUUUGGGAAGUUGGCAGCUCGAGGCAGAGGGGCUUUACUCUCGCGACUCUGGAAUUAUGAACAGAGCUGGUCCCACCAGCACAUCGUUUUGAACCUUUAUUUCCAGAGAUCUGACACCAUGGAGUUCGGAGCACGCAUUUUCAUCGCAUUCCUCGUUUCCCAGGCUGUGUGCAUUGGAGCACAGGAAGAGGAGGACAAGACUGAAUGUGAACCAGGAUUUCAGGAGAAGGAAUAUCAUGCGGAGUACAACGGAGGAUUUCUCAGAGAUGUUCCUCUGCUGCAAGUGUUGUUCGACGACUGUGCGGAAAAUGAAGGUGUGGAGUUUGAAGUGUCAAACCCAGACUUCCUAUUAGAUGAGAACCUGAACCUGGUCCCUAGAAGAGACGUGAUUGACAGCGGAGAUGUCAUGUUCAUCCAUGGUGUCAACAAACACGCUGACGAUAUGGCGCAGGUGACCAUUAGGGGAGCACCACCUAGAUCUCCUCAGACGCUCAGGGAGAUUCUUGGGCUCUCAGACUUGAUGCCGUAUAGGUCAAAGAGAUCCCUGUUGGUUCCACCUAUGUUUGUCCCGGAGAACCAGCGAGCUCCCUUCCCCAGGUCUAUUGGAAAGGUGAUCUCACCUGACAUGAAGGCAGACCACAUCUUUCGUCUGACUGGAAAGGGGGCGGAUCAGGACCCAAAGGGCGUGUUCAGCAUCAACCGACUGACAGGAGAGGUGGCGGUUAGCCGAGCCUUGGACCGAGAGGCCAUCGCGUAUUACCAUCUCCAAGUAUCCACAACUGACCUCAGUGGAAAGUUGGUAGAGGGACCAGUGGACCUGGACGUGUCUGUUAUUGACCAGAAUGACAACAGACCGGUCUUCAAGGAGCCACGUUACUCUGGGGAGGUUCUGGAGGGCUCGCCCACAGGCACUACAGUGAUGACAAUGACGGCCUAUGAUGCUGAUGAUCCCAACACAGACAACGCAGUACUGCGCUACAUCAUCUUGAGACAGUUACCCAACAAACCCUCACCCAAUAUGUUCUACAUUGACCCGGAAAGGGGCGACAUCGUCACUGUGAUCUCACCCAACCUGCUCGACAGAGAGACUCUUCCCACAACACAGUAUGAGCUGGAGAUUGUGGCAAAGGAUAUGGCAGGAAGUGAGGUGGGACUGACAGGAACUACAACAGCUACAAUCACCAUCACAGACAGGAACGACCACGCACCCGAGUUUACUCACUCACUGUUUCAGGCCACAGUGAAUGAGGGCUCCACUGGGGUGGUGGUGAACCUGACGGUGGACGACAGAGACGACCCGGCCACGGGAGCUUGGAGAGCCAUAUACUCUAUUAUCAAUGGAGAUCCCAACCAGAACUUUGAGAUCCAGACAAACCUGGACAACAAUGAGGGCAUGUUAUCUGUUAUAAAGCCUCUGGAUUAUGAGAGUUCUAUGUUUCACACGUUGUUGAUAAAAGUGGAAAACGAAGACCCACUGGUUCCAGAUGUUGUGUAUGGGCCCAGCUCUACUGCAACAGUCUACAUCACAGUUCUGGAUGUGAACGAAGGACCCGUGUUCUUUCCAGACCCCCUGGUGGUCAUCAGGAGAGAAAAUAUUCCCGUGGGCAGCUUCGUGGCCAUGUUGAACGCCACUGACCCCGACUACCUCCAAACCCAGAGCAUAAGGUUUGCCGUGUUGAGAGACCCGGCUGAUUGGCUGAGCGUGAACCUAUUCAAAGGCAACGUCACCACCAAGGCCAUACUGGACCGUGAGUCUCCACAUGUUCACCACAACCAGUACACAGCUCUCUUCAUUGCCACAGAUAACGGCAGUCCACCCGCCACGGGCACAGGUACGCUGAUAAUAACGCUGGAGGAUGAGAAUGACAACGCGCCCUACAUCUUCCCUUCUGUGGUCCGCGUGUGCGAGGACGCUAAAGACAUGAACGUGGUCGUGAUCGGGGGACGAGACAAGGACAUUUAUCCUAAUACGGACCCUUUCAAGAUCGAGCUUGGCAAACAGCCAGGCCUGGAGAAAACAUGGAAGAUAUCCAGGAUCAAUGGUACCCACUCGCAGAUCAUGUUGCUGCACAGUCUUAAAAAGGCCAACUACAACCUGCCUCUGGUUCUGACCGACUCUGGCAUCCCUCCCAUAUCCAACAACACAGAUCUCAAAGUUCAGGUGUGCACCUGUAAGAAAAACAGAAUGGACUGCAGCGGCGCCGGCUCGGUCCAAACAAACCUCGUGCUGCUGCUCGGCCUGGUUCUGCUCUCCUUCCUCUGCUUGUAAUUUCUGCUGAUUCUUACUGUAGUCCUUUUGCAACACUGAAGAAACCAUUCUUCUCUUCUCCACACACAGACCAGGCUGAGGAGAGAGAAGACAUCUCCUGAAAGACACCUUGCACCCUUGACUUCUCAUGUCAGCUGUCCCCUGGCCUUUGUUUCUCUGUUCCCAACCGCUCCCUCCACCCUUUCACCAGGAUCACUUCAUCUGUCUCUUCCUCCCCACUCUCCCUGCACUUCCUGUCCUCUCACACAGUUCCUCUGGAAAACAUCACGGAUGCGACCACCCGAUGAACUCUCUCACUGAAACAAGGAUGUAUUGGAUGGGGCCAAAGCGAUUGGACAUUUUGAUGUACUUUAGUUUCCUCUGGUUAAAGACUACUGUAUUUGAUCUUGUCUACUAAUGUAAGGGAAGGACACAAGGCCUCUUUAGUCUGCAGUGGUUGUGUUUUCUUAGGGCAGGGUGGUAGCCAGAAGCCUUCAAAGUCUAAAAAAACGUCUUGCGUCCUUAUUUUUGUUUUCGGUUUGAUUAGUUGUUAUGGAGUGGAACACAAUAUAUCUUUAUAGUAAUGUGUGAAAUAGUGGGAGGGAAAUGUACACUAUAUAUAUUUUAUUUUUUACCAAUGUACAAAUCUAUUAAUUAAAUUAUGUACUGCUUUUUCUUUAAAGACCCCUCACAAAAAAAAGAAAAUAACUGUAUGUUUUUUGCAAAUUUAGGGACUAUUUCUAAUGCCAUUGAUGUUUCUUUUCUUUAUUUACGCUCCAGUUUUGGAAUCUGGAGACCGAGUUGCACACAAAAGUGUUUCGUGAUCCUUGUUUUCGACGGUACGGCGUUUUGUUUUUCUCCUUCCUCUUGGGUCAGUUGAAGUGGCCAAGGACAGCAGUUGAUUUGGUGGUUUCUUUCUUUUUUCUUCUUUUUUUUGCGCUUGUGAGAAGAAAAUAAAAAGAGAGAACGAAAAAGAUAAAUACAGAUAAAAAACAAAAUGUUUGCGUGAAAGACCCCAUAAGUUCUGAAAAUGCAAAGAAAAAAGAUGACGUGGUGAAUGAGUCUGUCUUUUGCACUAAUUUAAUAAAGCUGUUACUGUACUUCCCACUACUUUAACUGGUCAUUUGUUUAAGGUUAUUCUCCGGUCAAAAGACGGAAAAACAGAAAGUAUGACGAGAUAUGAAAUGUUCAUGUUUUUAUGGUUAGAAAUACAGUAAAUACAUCUAAAACACAGAAUGAUAAUUAACUUUUCAGGGCUACAAUUUUUUGUGAUCUUAUACAGCUGAAUAGCUUUGUCCUUGGACUACUGUUUUUGGGUAAAUGACAAAUUUUUUUUUAGAAAAAACUAAUUCAUGAAGAUGAAUCUCUCUAGCUCUCGAGCGUCUGAAACGUCUUUGCGCCUGGAUUCGUUUGGCCAACCAGAAUCAAGAUAACAGCUAACAGCGUUGUCUUUUUUGGUCCUUGGCCCAACCAGAAUCAAGAUAACAGCAUCAUCUUUUUUUUUUUGUCCUUGGGCCAACCAGAAUGAACGUAACAGCAUCGUCUUUUCCAUGGACCAUGACAAUGUUUCGCCAACAACAUGAGGUACAUACUGCAAACUCGCCGCUUUUCGGCGAAAUUCGCCAUUUUGAAUCCCAAUAUGCCAUUCUUGUGAAUCGUAUAGAUCCGAAGAGUUUUUACCCAGAGUGGGUAAAAAUCCUUAGUGAUUUAUAAAAUGUAAUUUGGGUGCCAUGUUAUGAACAUUCAAUGCACAGAUACAGGCAACAUCAUAGCGUGAGCGUCAGGCGCGGACUGGCAGGAAAAGCACGUUCUUAUGGGUCUCGUUCGCGUAUGAGCUUCACCUAGGUCAUGCGUCAUGUGAUUAGCUGCUGCUCCAUAGGUGUCAUGUGGUGCACUUGAAAAACUUGUGCAGGCCAAAAGACUGAAGAAAUACAUUUUGACCAGCAAAUUGUGGCUGGUGUGACAGUUUUUUUAAUUUAAGCAAAUAUUGACUUUUUCCCUUGUCAGACUGUGCCAGAAUGCAUAAUUUAUAUGGUUUGUUCAUUGACAGUGGUGCACAGUAUUUUAUUUCAAUCUUGAUAUCAUUGAGUUCCAGUUUUUUAUAAAAAUACAGCAUGAACCAUUGUCCAAUUUAGUUUCAAUUUUGAUCAUUUUAACA